GCUGGUGGUAUCAGUAGUUAGAAGGAAGCAGAAAGCAUCUCAACCUGUUGCUUUUGAGGAAAGCUGUUUAUGUGCUCUGCAGCCAUCCAGAGAGACAAUAACAGGAAACAUGAGGCUUCUGCUGCUGCUGCUGCUGCUGCUGUUGUGUGGAGGGCUGGCCUCACCGUAAUGACUGGAGUCAGGUAACCACCGGACAGACCGACUCUAUUCCUCCUCUCAGACGGGGUUUCAGACGCGAAGGGGAGGCGGGGAGACGCAGGACUGCUUCACCUUUUUUCCACCGAUGCUGCCACUUUCAGUUUGCAGCAAAGUUUGUACAGCUUGAAAAAGUUUGAUCGGUUCGGCGACGCGUCGUCUGCCGUUCAUGCGACGACCGAGUCUUUUUGGACUCAACUCGGCGCGCAGGAGACUCAGGUGUUCCGUGUGCGUCGUGUGUUACUCCUCGUGCCAUAGAAGUAACUGAGCUGGAAAGAGGACUGCUCUUUUUUCGCUUUUUGUGUGUCACUUGUCCUUUCUUUUUCAAACUUUUUAUUUAUUUUUACUCCUUCGCUUUAUUGGACUUUAUUGGCCAAGUUUGAGCAGGUGCCGAGAUGGAUGAGGCGGAGAAGUACAAACAGCGACUGGAGGCCAUUGCUGAGAAGCGUCGCCUGCAGGAAGAGCAGGACAAAGCCAGAAGAGAGAUGGAGGAUGAGAAGCUCAGACUACAGCAGCUCAAGAGGAAGUCUUUGAGGGACCAGUGGUUGAUGGAAGGAGCUCCCUUGUCGCCGACCUCCCUGGACGCCCAGAUCCCUCGCUCCCCUCUGUGGGGCACACAGGCCCAGGAAAUGGAAAAGCACAUUGACAAGUUGCAGUCAGAGAGUCAGCGGUUGGCAGAGGAGCAAGAGAAGCUGGAGGAACAGACGGCGGAUGGCCAAACGAAGGCUGUAGAACUGGCAGAUGCUGCAGCAGAAAUGAUGAAAGAUGUUGUCCAGAAUGGAGAAAACAAGGCAAGAUCAGAAACAACUGAGGAUGAAGCAGAGGUAAACCAAAGUCCAGUUCUAGAUAAAACUACAGCCAUCCUAACCAAUGGUGUGGAAGCCAGUGCUGAUCACAGCGCUUCAGAACAGAAUGAUCAGUCAACCACAAAUGGACCAACUGAAGACACCGAGGCUACAUUGGGUGUUUCUGAGGCAGAGACUGGUCAGCUUUCAAAUGUCAGCAUUGAGGAGGAGGAGGAGGAGGAGGAGGAAGAAGGGACUUUGGUGAUGAGAGCAGAAUGUGUGAUCAUCACAGAUGAAGGGGAUGAUGUACCCGAGGAGCAUACAUCCCAAGAACAUCAGCAGGAAUUUAACACCCCUCUGUCAAAUCCAGAAGCAGGCGAAGAGGAAUGGGAGUUUGUGGAGGAGGUAGAAACAGAAACGGCUCCAGAAACUUUCUCAGAAUCAGUGAAGAGUGAGGCAACUGAAGUCACUAUAGGGACACAACCAGCAACCGGAGAUGGAGACAUGGAGGGUAGCAUAAAGACAACAGAAAAUGGAGCUGAAGAGACAAAUGCUGAAGGCCUGCCCAAAGAAUUGGAACAUCCAGUCUCUGUGGAUGUGCAGUCCCCUGCCAAUGCUCUAGAGGGCACUAUGGUGGCUCCUGUGCCUGUCUAUUCUGAAGCACAACCCUCCACUGUGAGUCCUGAGCUAGAGGCUGAGGGCGAAGCUUCAGCGGCACCAGAGGAGGAUGAGGCAGCUUUAAAAGCCCACGAACCGGCCUGUCCACUUGGUCAGUUCCAGGAGAUUCCCUUGGCCGAUCUUCAGGAGAACCAAAGGACAGAGGCGGGACCUGGGGAGCAGGAACCCCUUCUGAUGAAUGUCAAAGCCCCCAACAACAAGGCAGAGCCAGCAGGAGCUAACAGCCCAGCCAGCACAGAGACACAGAACCCAACCAGAGCCAGCCAGAGAGAGGAGACUGAGGCACCCAAACGCAAAUGCUGCCAGUGCUGCUCUGUCAUGUAAAUGCCCUCUCUGUACAUUCAUCUCCUCUCAGCCUCUUCAGUCUGUGUCUCUGCUGUCCCGUCGUCACUUUGUUCUAUGCAUCCAUCCAUUUUUGAAUCGGUAUUUUCACAAGCUGUUUCCCUUUCCUCCACUAACCUCUGCCAACAUUCCUUGUAUUCAUCUCGAAAUUUCCUCAUCCUCAGUCUCGAGCUUUGAUACUGCAACAGGAAGCAAGCCCUGUCCGACAUGAAGAGAGGGGUCUCAUGGACUGUAGUUUUCAAGUGCCUUAAGAAGCUCACUGCCUGUGACUUUGCUUUUAAAUUCUCCUUACAUAACACUGACCAAAACCUGAGGUGUUUUUUUUUUUACACUGUUUGAGUUUGAUAUGAUUUUCCUGGUUAGCAGAUGAGUCAGCUAUAUGACAUAAAACUCACAUUUUAGAUGCAGUUAAGCGAAAAGCAGACUUAAUAUGUAUAUUUUAAUUUGUUGUAACUACAUGUGUAAUUCAUUAAACUAUCAAAAUCUAAGUAUGACAUGUAACUGGAAAAGUGCAAAGAUCUGGAGAGGUCUGGGGAGCAUAUUAGUCUAAUUUAUCAACUUUAGAACUGAAUUAUUUUAUUGAUUUUGGACUUUUGGUAGAUUGAUUAAUGAAUCUAGGUAAAGUAUAGGGCAAGAAUAUUUUUAUUUACUCUAUAAUUCAGGUUAUGAGAAUACAUAAACUAAUAGUAUGCAAUGAAAUGGCCUCAUUUAUAAACAGUGUGCACCAUUGAAUACUUUGUGGGCCAUUGUCAAUUUUAGGAGAAAUUAUUUUAAAGUACCUGAAUGUUGUAUUUUUACCACAUGUGCUUUAGCAGAGAGGAACCAGAGCUACUGACAUAGCUCUGUAUAUGGAUGUACAUACUGUAUACAGAGAGCAUGUGCUACUUUUGAGUUUUGAAACGAUUGGUGAACGGUGUAAUGAUUAAACUGACAUUACUAUGCGCUCUUGGUGUUUAUCCAGCAUUUCUGUUCCUCAAACACUGGACUUGUCCCAAAACCACAACAUUGCUUAAUGCAAACUGAAUAAUGUUCAACUUUUUGUUUCGUGAUUUUUUUAUUCCAGUGGAAACAGAGCAAACGUCUGUUCUCAUUUCUUACUAUAAUAUGAAACGUGUGUACCAAACCCACAUAAGCAACUAUUUUAACCAGGAAAUAAGUGCUCUCAAAGUUCUUCAUGGUUUCUGUCCACUUAUGUAUUCUUCAUGUAUGCACACUCUUUAGGAGGCACAGAUGGAGCUUUAUUGUUCUCGAACAAUUUAAGCGAAGGUUUAGAGAACGAUAUUAUCCCACCACCAGUGCUCCAAAAAACUGAAAAUCAUUUGAGUAUUAUCAUUUCAUUUAGAUGUCGAUAUAGUUUUGCUGUUCCUGUAAAAUAUUCUGCCUCCUGCAUACACUGAUUAGAACAGGCUGUGUUAAAAAGUGAAGUCUUUUUAUAAUUACACCAACAUUGUAAGAGCACACAGCUCCAAACUUUGAAUCAAAGGAACUGUAGAAGGGAACUAAUGAUGACCUUCUAUAACAUUUUACCGACAGGGUGGUUUAGAGAGCACAUGAGUCCGUACCUGGUGCUCCCUGCAAUAUGUCUAAAAAAUCUUCCACUUAUGCAAGUUUGAGGAGCUCACCAAAGUUGACUGAGAUCACUGCUGGGUCCAUUCUUGUGCUAAGUUCUAUGGCUAACUGUGAAAGAAGCGCUGCAUGAGGAGCCAGUCCCUCUAAGCUAGAUACAAGGUGGAGAGUGGUCAGCCUGCUCCAGGAAUAAGAAAGUCAGCGAGUACAAUUCAUACAGUUGUUAUUCUAAUUUGCUGUGCUCUGUCCACAAUAACAGUUUGUUUGUCAUAAAGGUGACAUAUAAUGGAAAAUGCUUCUUUUUUCUGGCUUCUAAAUGCAAAUAUGUGUCCCCAAUUUCACCCACAGACAGAUGACCCAUGACACAGAUCUUGAGCCUGAUUGACAGUUUCUCGGUUGUGUAACUAUCAGCAUUGGCAAUAUGCAGCAACCUAAAAAAAAUUCUAAUUUACACAACAUAAUGCAGAAAAGAAUGUCUUAUCAAAGCAUCUCUGACUGAUUUUAUUUAGAAUACUCAGCAUUCCCUGCAGCACAUUCAAGAGAGUGAACAUCACAGCUGAGCAGACUGGUGCAGAGUCAACCAGUGUCUCCACAGUAACUAGUUUGUGAAAUACAGCACUGAAAGUUAAGAAAAAUGUCCCCAUCAUUUUCCCUUUUCAUUGUAAUUCUAACAUAUAUGUACACUUCCCAUCAAAAGUUUGGACACGCUUUUUCAUUCAAUGUUUUUAUUAAAUUAUUUUCUACAUUGUAAAUUAAUACUGAAGACAUCAGAGCUAUAAAAGAAUACAUAUGGAACUAGAAAAGCACUCGGAGAGCGCAUACCUCCGCCAUGCCGUUUGUCUGUCUGUCCGUCUGUGUGUCCGUCUGCUCUCUGUCCAAUUGAGAGAUGGCCUGGCGGCCAUCUCUCAAUUGUCCUUCGACCUUCAAAAAAUUCCUGGAUCCAGACGGUGAUUCAGAUCACCUCGAAAAUCUAAUCGAUUCUUACUCUUGCUCUUCCGGACAUCCUGUAAAAAUUUGGUGAAAAUCCGUCCAUGACUUUUUGAGUUAUGCUGUUAACAGACAAACAGACAGACAGACAGACUCCGGUGAUUACAUAACCUCCUGGCGGAGGUAAUAAAUAAAGAGCGUCAUUUUCUUUACUCCCUGAAAUCAAUAUGUCAGAAAAAAUCCAGUUCAAGUGAGGCUCUUGAAGGAUCCUCACUUUUUUGCGUGUCUUUUAAUUUCACAGUCUGUGGAUCCAAACUAUGUCACCCGUGUGACGUCGUUCAGUUUGCAGUCUGUUAUUGUUCGGGCAUAGAAACGCUUAUUUGCAACUCUGGCAGGGAGAAAAAAAUACAUUGCUUUACUCUCAGAUGAGUUGAAGAUAGAUCUCUGCCAUGUAAGCUUCAUUUACCCUCUCUGGCAGAAAGUUACCUGCUGGGUAUUGGAGCACGUGUCACUAACUGUGUGCUGCUGUGACUAAAAUACACCACAACAACCCAGUUUGCAAAGGUGUAAAUGCGAGAAGCUUUAUUUAUUUUUGUCAGUGACAAGUUAAGGAAACCUAAAGCUUUGCCAUUUUAAAAAUACAUUAUUGCAGGUUUGAAUCAUUUAUAUACUAAAGCAAAUCAAGGUCAGGGCUUAAUGUACAAGAGAGCUUCCAAGUGUUUUCAUUCCUUCUCAAAUUGAAACGUAUUCAUUACACCAAACUGAAAUGGCAGUGUGUACAGAUAGCAGCCGCAGAUAAUUUAUUCUUUAAAUGUGGCAUUUUAUGUUCCAGUAGAAACACUGAACAUUAAACACACUACAUUUCUCAGCACAACUGUGUGUUUUCUCUUUUUAUUACAUAAUAUUUGACUAAUUGUGAACACACAUUACCACAAGGCCAGUAAACAUUCAGUGUAAACAACAUGUAAUCUUCAUUUCCACAUGAGUGUCUUACCUGGAAUUUUCAGUAUUGCAAAACAGUGGUUUGCUAAAAAAACAAAAACAAAAAAAAAAGACUAUAAAAAAAGGAAAGCCUCUGUACCAGACACAUUUUCGGUGAGACACCACCGUACAACUGAGAUUAAUAUCCCAAUAGCGACACAACAGACAUACAGAGCCAUGUUUGCUGUAUUUGUCACUCUUCUCUGUUUGAUGUCAGUGGGCCAUUCAGCUCCUCUGGUCUGUGAAAAGUUAGUGAAGCCUUUGGAUCAGCUUGAUCAUCAGCAUUUGAUGGGAAAAUGGGCUGUUAUCGCGGGCAGUCUGAAAAAUUCUGACUCUGCACGUGGUUUCAACACUUCAGAGAGUGUAACUGUGGACAUCCACAACUCCUCAUACAUUCUAGCCAGUCGUGUAGAUGGCGAAUGCCAGCAUCGGACCCACUACUUCCAAGGAAAGGGCUUGUUGAUGCUGAGAGAGGAAAAUUUUAAUUUAACUGGAACUCUCUUAAAUACGUCCUGCUCAGACUGCCUGGUGAUGACUUUGGACAUGGAGACUCACAAUUAUAAGUCAAUGGACGUCUACUUUCUCAGCAAGAGGAGACAGCUGGAGCCGAAGGAGAUGGAGGAGUUCAGAGCUCAGGUAGAGUGUCUGAGCAUGCCUCCACCUAUUGUGCUGGAUCCUACAAAGGAGCUCUGUCCCACUGAGGUCACUGCGCAACCUGAAGAGAAUCCAGAGGACCAGAAGGGUUAAAACACAGUGAACCACCUUAUUGUGUUGAACGCAUAUCUAUCAAAAAGUACAGAAACACUGUUCAAUUGUUUUUCUCUGUAUGUUUCUGAGCAGACAUACCCCAAAAUGAAAAUUCAUGUAUUGUAAACCAUUACACUUGUAAUUUGUAUCUUUUUAAUUAUUCUGUAACUACAAAUAAAUUUGCUUUUAAGAUGCAA
Messenger RNA from Acanthochromis polyacanthus (spiny chromis), 6418 nucleotides. It is a transcript of the gene palm3, whose product is annotated as paralemmin 3. The record is from RefSeq and is a predicted model, not a curated record. Bases 591 to 1982 code for a protein of 463 amino acids. Gene Ontology annotation, biological process: regulation of cell shape. NCBI's taxonomy places the organism in Eukaryota, Metazoa, Chordata, Actinopteri, Pomacentridae. Gene Ontology annotation, cellular component: membrane. The transcript has 8 exons.